This is a messenger RNA of Podospora bellae-mahoneyi, 3756 nucleotides long. RefSeq lists its product as uncharacterized. Bases 1 to 3129 code for a protein of 1042 amino acids. Gene Ontology annotation, molecular function: RNA polymerase II cis-regulatory region sequence-specific DNA binding; zinc ion binding; DNA-binding transcription factor activity, RNA polymerase II-specific. NCBI's taxonomy places the organism in Eukaryota, Fungi, Ascomycota, Sordariomycetes, Sordariales, Podosporaceae. Gene Ontology annotation, biological process: DNA-templated transcription; regulation of transcription by RNA polymerase II. The record is from RefSeq and is a predicted model, not a curated record. The transcript has 3 exons. Gene Ontology annotation, cellular component: chromatin.
AUGGCUUCUGUUCUCGCAUCCCAGCCAAGUGAAAUCAAACCUCCAGCACCACCGGCGCGAACUAUGCAGUCCAUGCCCCCUCAGCAGGAGCCCACGCCUCCUGAAAACAUAAAACAGGAGCACGAAGACCAUGAGAGAGGUCGCACACGUAGCCGAUCUGACGACAAAGAUGUGGAUGGUCUCGAUCUAGAUGAUGCCGAGGAUGGCGGGGAUGGUGCUCACUCGUCCAACUCGGAAGGCCCCGCGCGGAAACGGAGGCGAAGCCGGAAGGGCCAGGAGAAGAAGUUUGAGUGUCCUGAGAAGGGUUGCGGGAAGAGCUACUCGAGGGCAGAGCAUCUCUACCGCCAUCAGCUUAACCAUAACCCGAAGCAAGUGUACAAGUGCGGCAUCGGUGACUGCCAGAGGACCUUCGUCCGGCUCGAUCUUUGCAAUCGUCACAAGGACCGACACACGGCAAAGGGGUCUGCUCUCAACCGGAAAGACUCGCUGAUGAGUCAAGCCUCACCCAUCACAGACAACCGAUCUCCAUUUAUGACGGCGAGCUCUGCCUCUCCUGAAGUCAACAGGCCAGGCACGGCAUACAACAAGGGCCGGGCUUUGACCAUGCAAUUUCAGUCUCCAAAGGACGGCAUGCCGUACAGUCCAAUGGCCAACACGCCACCGGCUGGCUAUCCAAACGGAGGAUCCAACGGUCCCGUCGACUACAUGCACCACGACCAUAACAACUACGGGCACAUGUCUCAACGACAGCCACUUCAUUCUCCAGGCGGUCCUCAACGGCCUUCCAUUCAGACCAGCGUUGGUCCUUACGGCGUUUUAUCACCUGUUUCGAACCAGCCAGGAUACCACAGCCAGCCAUCGGGAACUCCCCAGUCAGCGGGCGGGAUGUCCUAUGUUCCACCACAAAACUUCCCUCCAUUCAGUCUGCCGCCAUCCGAGUUUCCUACUUCGUCAGCCGGGGGUGUUGAUCGUGAAGAACAGCAGCAGGCGUAUGCGCCACCGACCUCGACCGAAUACAAUGAUCAGCAUCAGCAGCCAGGAGGUGAAAUGAUGUUGCUCGAUCAAAUGGCCAUGCCUCAAACCAUGCCCGUGUUUGGCAGCGACAGCAUGUUGAACAAGUCGCCUUAUGUCGGCAUGCCGGAGGAUUUCAUGGCGUACCUGUUCAACACCGCACACACGGAUGGUUCUCCAAUGGCUGUGCCGAUUCAAGGGGGAGGGUACAACUAUGGGGAGUUCUCCAGCCAGUUUAGUGUGCCUUACUACGGCAACGAUCCAAGCCAGAUGGGCUACUUCCCACCUUCAACAGCACCACAGCAGAUCAUGUCCGUCACUAACCUUUUGGAUCAAAACCUCCCCGAGUCGGUCAUUUCAGACGAGAAGAGCGCCGAGAUCUUCGAGUUUAUCAAGGAAAGAUUCCACGAAAAUGGCCAGGCGCCAGUCGAGCGGCAACGCGAAGGCAUCCUCGAAGGCGAUCGCAACGACGACUCACAUAUGCUCAGCCGCAAGAUGAUGCAGGCGUACAUCGGCUCUUACUGGGUUCACUUUAGCGAUCAGGUUCCCAUCUUGCAUAAGCCGACCUUCUCCCCAGAAAAGACGCCGAAUCUGCUGUUGAUUGCCAUGAUGACGAUUGGUGCCGCCUGUCUUGACAAGACUCACGGUCAGAAGGUGACCAAGGCUGGUGCCCAGCUCUCCAACUUUUUGGCGUGGCAUCUCAGGUGGGAAAUGUUCCAGGAUCCCAACUGCCGGCCGCCGGCGAAGCUGUGGGUUUUCCAGACGCUCCUCCUGCUCGAACUAUACGAAAAGAUGUACUCGACCCGCGAGCUUCACGAGAGGGCACAUAUUCACCAUGCCACUACCAUCACUCUCAUGCGUCGCGGGCGAGCCCUCAUCGGCAAGUCCGCUUUGGAUUCGCCACCGAAUCCCAGAGAUGACAAGACCAACGGCUCCAGACACUCGUCGACAUCGGGUAUGGCGCACACUCCGAGCGAGUGGUGGAACCACUGGAUCGCUGGCGAGUCGACGCGGCGUGCAGCCUUUGCCGCCUUUGUUAUCGACUCUAUUCACGCCACCAUGUUUGGACAUUCCACCGUCAUGGUGGCCCACGAGAUGCGCCUGCCGUUGCCUUGUGACGAUAAGUUGUGGAAGGCCACAAGCGGUGCCGAGGUGGGCAGGAUCGAGUCACAGCUCUUGGCUGUGGGCAACAAGCCGGUCGCCUUCUUGGAAGGUCUCAAGCGGACACUGAGCGGCCAUGAGGUACAGACGAACUCGUUUGGCCGCACCAUUCUGAUGGCCGGCUUGCUCAGCGUCAGUUGGCACAUGAACCAGAGAGAUCUUCAAGUCAACUCUCUCGGCGGCCCGGUCGGACAAGCUCUCGGCGGGCGGGACAAGUGGCGGGCUACCUUGACGAGGGCUUUCGACUCGUGGAAGGGUGACUUUGACAAGACGUUGUUCAAGCGCGGCGAGGCGUCGGCCGACCCCUAUUUCCACACACCCGACCACAGCGAAGCCAAUGUCGUGUUUGAGAGCCGGAUCGUCCUCCACCACCUGGCCCACAUGGCCAUGCACGUGGACAUCGUCGACUGCCAGAUGCACGCGCGAGCAAAGAGAUUGCUCGGUCGAGCGAUUGGGCAGCAGGAUGUUUCCAGCGCUUCGAAGCGGAUGAGAGAGUGGGCCCCAACGGCAAAGGCGCGCGACGCGACGUACUACGCCCUCAAGUUCCUGAACUCGGUGCUCCAGCCUGAUCGAGUGGCGACUCCCAACUCCAACGGAUACGGCCGGUACGACGAGAUUUACUCGGCCCGUGACGACGUCCUGCUCAACAGGCCCUGGGUUCUCUACUUUGCCGCUCUGGUGGUGUGGUGCUAUGGGUUUGCUCUCGAGGGUUCCAGCCCGGAAACGCCUGUGCCGACCACUCAGCAGGACAAGGUCCGUCAGAUGCGGGAGUAUCUGGCCAAGUAUGGCAACCCGGCGUCGCCAGAGGAGCUCAAGACUAUGAAGGGGAUCAGCCACAACACGCCUAUGCUGAUGAUUUUGAAGGACACCUUUGAGGUGACGAGGUGGCAGCUGCUCCACGAGGGUGCUACUCUGCUGAGCAAUUGUAUUAAUCUGAACAUGGGGCAGAUGCAUUAACUGGUGUGGUAAUUUACACACAUACGGGAAGGUUAACUGCUUUUGUUGGGGUUGUAUAGGGGUUUCUCGCAGAGGCCUUUCAUCUUGCUUGCUAGGUGUUUGCCAGAGACGGAGGGAGUGUGUGGUGGCUGUUUAUGAUCUUUGAGACGGGUUUAUACUGUUAUUGCGAAAACACAUGGAGGGACACUUGGAAGGGAAUGAGUGGGGCCUAUUAUUAUGAAAAUGAGCCAUGGCAUACUAAAACGGAAAGUCCCAACGGAAAGGGCUUGAUGAGGGUGGUGAGGAGGGAGGCAUACGGGGAUGAAAGCAUAUACCUAGGUGGUCAGGUCAAGCGAGAACGUGGAGGGAGGGGGGGGGGGCAUAUUACUACUUCAAACAACAUUCACACGCACAUCGAGUUUUUUCUUCUUCUUGUUGAGCUCCUUUUUUAAAACACUAUACCCCUUAUUUUUUAUCUUGAUUUUUUUUUUUUGGGUUUUGUUUUCUUUUUUGCUCAUGACCUGUUUUAUUGGGCGAUUACACAUAGCAUUUGACAUGAGAGGAAGAAGAAAAACAAAUCGAUGAUACAUUUUUGCCAUGCUGCUGCUUCUUAUUGUGGUCAAGGGCGAUGAGGAGGUGUAGGUCAGG